Ricinus communis (castor bean) is the source of this 993-nucleotide messenger RNA. Its product is annotated as TATA-binding protein-associated factor 2N. Gene Ontology annotation, molecular function: mRNA binding. The coding region runs from base 156 to 836 and encodes 226 amino acids. Lineage: Eukaryota; Viridiplantae; Streptophyta; Magnoliopsida; Malpighiales; Euphorbiaceae. Gene Ontology annotation, cellular component: cytoplasm. The record is from RefSeq and is a predicted model, not a curated record. The transcript is spliced from 4 exons.
AAACCCCCUUAACCCUUUACCUAAAUCACAAACAAACAAUCACUUGUGUGUCUUGAUUCUACUUCUAGAUAGUUUCCACCUCAUAACUGUACGUACAUACUGGUCCUUCUUCCUUUCAAAUUCUGUGUGCUUGCUAGCUCAAGAGAAAGAAGAAGAUGAGCAGACCAGGAGACUGGAAUUGCAGGUCAUGCCAGCACCUGAACUUCCAAAGGAGAGAUUCAUGCCAGCGUUGUAGAGAGCCAAGGCCUGGAGAAAGAGGUGAUCAUUAUAGCAGUUUUGGGGGGCGAGGGAGCUCAUCUUUUGGGUUUACAGGGCCUGAUGUUAGGCCUGGUGACUGGUAUUGUACGUUCGGUAACUGUGGAGCUCAUAACUUUGCAAGCCGUUCCAGCUGCUUCAAGUGUGGUGCAUCCAAGGACGAAUCUUCUGGUGGAUUUGACGGCGAAAUGUCAAGGAUGAGAGGUUUUGGCUUCGGUAGCGGCAGCACCAGUCGCUCAGGAUGGAAAUCUGGAGACUGGAUCUGCACGAGGUUAUUAUAUACAUUAUGUCUGGGUGCAACGAGCACAACUUUGCUAGCAGGACUGAAUGCUAUAGAUGCAAUGCACCAAGGGAUUUAUCAGCUGCCAACUCUUCAUAUUGAUCAUAGAUUUACUAUUUUUGCGGGUACUGAAUGGCUGGAGUACUGCUGCAAGGAGAGAAUCGAGACGAUUGCUACAUGCCACAUUUCCAAGAUUGUUCCCUUUUGGCCCUGCCUUUAUUUUUCCUUCUUUAUUUCGAUCGGUUGUUUAUCACUUUACUAUUCUGCUGAGGGGAGUUUAAUUGGAAGGAUCGAUGUUUGAAAUACUUAUUAAAAACUGCAGUAGAGAGAUGCAUCAGCUGUCACUUAGUAUUUCAUGAUCCUUCUUAUUUAUAUACAUUAUGCGGAAACUAAUGUAGUCCUGUGAUAUGAAUAUAUGAAUAUAUAUAUAUAUAUAUAUAUAUCGAGUUUGUGUUUGA